Vigna angularis (adzuki bean) is the source of this 1228-nucleotide messenger RNA. Its product is annotated as phenylacetaldehyde reductase. The transcript has 6 exons. Bases 52 to 1029 code for a protein of 325 amino acids. Lineage: Eukaryota; Viridiplantae; Streptophyta; Magnoliopsida; Fabales; Fabaceae. Gene Ontology annotation, molecular function: oxidoreductase activity, acting on the CH-OH group of donors, NAD or NADP as acceptor. The record is from RefSeq and is a predicted model, not a curated record.
ACCAUUUUUUGAAAAUUUUUCGUCGUUCAGAGCAAAAGAAGAUAAUCCAGAAUGAGCAGCGGAGCAGGACAAGUAGUCUGUGUCACCGGCGCUUCCGGUUAUAUCGCUUCCUGGCUCGUUAAGUUUCUUCUCGAACGCGGUUACACUGUUAAGGCCACUGUUCGCGACCCAAAUGAUCCCAGAAAGGUGGAUCACUUGCUUAACCUUGAUGGUGCGAAAGAGAGAUUGCAUCUCUUCAAGGCGAAUCUUCUAGAAGAAGGUUCCUUUGACUCUGCCGUUCAAGGUUGUCACGUAGUCUUUCACACUGCUUCUCCCUUUUUUAACAAUGCCAAAGAUCCGCAGAUUGAGUUGUUGGAUCCAGCUGUGAAGGGGACUCUGAAUGUUCUGAGAUCGUGUGUGAACUCGCCGACGCUGAAACGAGUGGUUUUAACUUCUUCUUUUGCUGCAGUUGGGUUCAGCGACAGGCCUAAAACCCCUGAUGUGGUGGUUGAUGAGACUUGGUACUCUGACCCAGAAUUCUGUAAGAGACCGGGGUUAUGGUAUGUCCUUUCAAAGACUUUGGCCGAAGAUGCUGCCUGGAAAUUUGUAAAAGAAAACAGUAUUGACAUGGUUACAAUGAACCCGGCAUUGGUUAUUGGACCUCUCUUGCAACCAGAGCUUAACACUAGUGCCGCUAUGGUUUUAAAUUUAGUUAAUGGUGCGCCAACAUUUAAAAAUGAUUGUUUUAGAUGGGUCGACGUGAGAGAUGUUGCAAUUGCCCAUAUUCUAGCAUAUGAGAAUGCUUCAGCUAAUGGAAGAUAUCUACUAGUUGAAAGAGUGGUACACUACUCAGACGUUGUGAAGAUUUUACGAGAUUUAUACCCAACAUUGCAACUUCCUGAAAAGUGUGAAGACGAUAAGCCAUAUGUGCCAGUGUUUAAAGUUUCGAAGGAAAAAGCAAAGAGCUUAGGGAUUGAAUAUACUCCUUUGGAAGUGAGCCUCAAGGAGACUGUAGAGAGCUUGAAGGAAAAGAAGUUUACCAAAUUUUAAGUUGUUACCCUUCAGGAAACGUGGAAGCCUUCUGUAAUCGUUCAUAUGGCUUCUUAUUCUCAUGCUUAUGAACAUAUUUACUCUGCAAAAUAAGACUUAAAUCAGAACUCGUGAGUACUGAAAUAAGGUUGUUCUUUGUGUGAAGUAGUGUUUGUAUUACAGAUUUAAACCACUGGAAUAUUUUGAUUUUAUAUUUUUA